This is a messenger RNA of Pteronotus mesoamericanus, 3902 nucleotides long. RefSeq names its product ATP binding cassette subfamily B member 10 (gene ABCB10). Gene Ontology annotation, cellular component: mitochondrial inner membrane. Gene Ontology annotation, molecular function: ATP hydrolysis activity; ATP binding; ABC-type oligopeptide transporter activity. The record is from RefSeq and is a predicted model, not a curated record. NCBI's taxonomy places the organism in Eukaryota, Metazoa, Chordata, Mammalia, Chiroptera, Mormoopidae. Gene Ontology annotation, biological process: oligopeptide export from mitochondrion. The transcript has 13 exons. The coding region runs from base 79 to 2289 and encodes 736 amino acids.
CGGCCGGGCCGGGAGGGUCCUCUGGCUCCGUGCGCGCCGAGCCGGGUGGGCUGAAACACACGGCUCGGACCCGGCGCCAUGCGCGGCCCCCCUGCCUGGCCGCUGCUGCUCGUGAGGCGGGGCCCGCUCAUCUGCUCGUGGACACCGGCCGCCCGCGCCCCAGUGUCCCAGCCGCAGUUGACCGGCCUGGGGCCGCCGCGGCUUUGGGGCGCGGGGCCGGGGCUCCUCGCGAGGGCGGGAGCCGCGCGAAACCCGCACCGCUGGACGAGCUGCUACCCGGGCGGGCGUCCGGGCGGCCCAGGCGGCGGAGCGGGCCUCGCGCGGCUCCUGGGGCUGUGGGCGCGAUCCCCUGGCGCCCCCGGGCUCCCGCGGACUGGGCUCCCGCGGACUGGGCUCCCGCGGACUGUGCUCCCUGGCAGCCCACCCCUCGCCGCCCGCGCCAGGGGCGAGGCCUGGCGGAGCCGGCCGGCGUUGCCUGCGGCCGCGGCGGAUCCCAAAGACGACUCCCGGCUGCGCCCCGCCGCGGCCAGGCGCUCGGAGGCCCAGAAGCUCCUGGGGCUGGCGUACCCCGAACGCCGGAGGUUGGCAGCCGCGGUUGGAUUCCUAGCUGUGUCCAGUGUCAUCACCAUGUCUGCUCCCUUCUUCCUGGGGAAGAUCAUUGACAUCAUUUACACCAGCCCCACUGCGGACUAUGGCAGCGGCCUGACCCGCCUCUGCCUGGCGCUCAGCGGCGUUUUCUUGUGUGGUGCUGCGGCCAACGCUGUUCGUGUCUACCUCAUGCAAACUUCAGGUCAGCGCAUUGUGAAUAGGUUGAGAGCUUCGUUAUUCUCCUCCGUCCUGAGGCAGGAGGUCGCUUUCUUUGACAAGACUCGCACAGGAGAAUUGAUCAACCGCCUCUCCUCAGACACUGCACUCCUGGGGCGCUCGGUGACUGAAAACCUCUCAGAUGGGCUCCGGGCCGGGGCCCAGGCCUCCGUCGGUAUUGGCAUGAUGUUUUUUGUCUCACCUCAUCUGGCAACUUUUGUCUUGAGUGUGGUGCCUCCGAUAUCCAUCCUCGCUGUGAUUUAUGGACGAUACCUACGGAAACUGACCAAAGUCACUCAGGAUUCCCUGGCACAAGCCACUCAGCUGGCUGAGGAACGUAUUGGAAAUAUAAGAACCGUUCGAGCUUUUGGGAAGGAAAUGACUGAAAUGGAGAAAUACAACAGCAAAGUGGACUAUGUGAUGCAGUUAGCGAGGAAAGAGGCAUUUGCUCGGGCUGGCUUCUUCGGAGCAACUGGGCUCUCCGGGAACCUGAUUGUGCUUUCUGUCCUGUACAAAGGAGGGCUGCUGAUGGGCAGUGCCCACAUGACCGUGGGUGAACUCUCUUCCUUCCUGAUGUAUGCGUUCUGGGUUGGACUAAGCAUUGGAGGUCUGAGCUCUUUCUACUCGGAGCUGAUGAAAGGACUGGGCGCCGGGGCUCGCCUCUGGGAGCUCCUUGAGAGAAAGCCCGAGCUUCCUUUCAAUGACGGGCUUGUCUUGAAUGAGAAAAGCUUCCAGGGUACUUUGGAGUUUAAGAAUGUGCAUUUCACCUAUCCGGCUCGCCCAGAGAUGCCCAUAUUCCAGGAUUUCAGCCUUUCUAUCCCAUCAGGAUCCGUCACUGCGCUGGUCGGCCCCAGUGGCUCUGGCAAAUCAACGGUGGUCUCCCUGCUGCUGAGGCUGUAUGACCCCGUUUCCGGAACUAUCAGCCUCGAUGGCCAUGAUAUCCGUCAGCUAAAUCCAGUCUGGCUAAGAUCCAAGAUUGGGGCCGUGAGUCAGGAACCAAUUUUGUUUUCUUGCUCAAUUGCUGAGAACAUUGCUUACGGUGCAGACAACCCUUCCUUGGUGACUGCCGAGCAGAUAGAGAAGGUGGCUGAGGUGGCCAACGCAGCCGCUUUCAUCCGCAAUUUCCCUCAAGGAUUCCACACGGUGGUUGGAGAGAAGGGUGUUCUCCUUUCAGGUGGGCAGAAGCAGCGGAUUGCAAUUGCCCGGGCCCUGCUUAAGAAUCCCAAAAUUCUUCUCCUGGAUGAAGCAACCAGUGCUUUGGAUGCCGAGAAUGAGUACCUUGUACAAGAAGCUCUAGAUCGACUAAUGGAGGGAAGAACAGUGUUAAUUAUUGCCCAUCGUCUGUCUACCAUCAAGAAUGCUAACAUGGUGGCUGUUCUUGACCAAGGAAAAAUUAUUGAAUGUGGGAAACAUAAAGAACUGCUUUUAAAACCAGAUGGGUUAUACAGAAAGUUAAUGAACAAACAAAAUAUUAUUUCAGCUUAAAGAAGCAAUUACUGAAUUGAAUAUGAGAGACUUUGAAGCAAAACAGCAUUGUUGGGGGGGGAACUUAGAGAUGGUAUGGAAUCUGUAAAUCAUACUUCAAGUUAUUUGAAAUAUACCUAUUUUUCCCAAAGUGUAUAAACUAUUAUUUUGAGAUGUACCUAUUCUCAAGACCUUUUUAUUCAGAGUUUUAAUAAUUAUAACUUUCUAAAUGUCUAUAGCAAUGAAGUUAUUUUCAAGUUUUGUACUUUCUUUUACCUUGGAAUAUUUUAAUAUAGCAUGACACCUCCUUUUUGUUUUUACCUGCUGUUAUACAUUGAAGUUAUUGUCAAAUGACAACUUUUAAAAGGGAAUUAUAAAUAAACAGCCUAAUUAUUUUAGGCCAGCUUGCCAAUCACUGUGUAAUUCUCUUGGUAGUAUUCUACCAACUUUGGGUCGUAUGUUACUAGGUAGCAAAAUAGAAGAUGAAAAUCCAAUUGUUUCUUUUAUCCUCAUAUACUCAUGAAGCACACCUGAGUAUUAUAUAUGCAAAAAGGGGACAUUUAUAUUUUCCAUCUCUUGUGUCUUCAAAGAUGUGAGAGUUUAGGAGCAUGUGCCCCUCUGGGAUGAGCCUGUGUUUGGAUGUGUAAGGUUUGUAACAUUUUUGGCACAUGAGAGCCUGAUGAGUUUUAAAGGGGGAAGAAGAAGCCCCAUCUCUGGCCAGGAAAUCUUCUGUUUUCAUUAUUCACACACGUCUUUCUAUGAGCACUGCGGGGAGUGAGGCAUGAGCUGCCAGGUAUCAUCAAGAAGGAUGUAAAAAUGGAUUUUACAUUAUGCUAAGACAUGUUUUGAAAAUUAUAUUUAAAAAAUUGAUAAUACGUAACCCAAAUUUUACAGCCUUUUAUCAGUUAUUUAAAUACUUUUGAAAUUUCAUUUAAUGAGGCUAAAAUCUGAAUAAUGUAACUGUAAUUUUCAAUCUUAAAACAUUUUUAAAAUGUUUAGAAGUUCUUGCUAUUCUACGGAAUAUCAACAAACUUUAAGAACUUGUCAAUCUUCUGAAAUAGGACAUUAAUAAUCCUUUUUAAACCUUAUGAUUAUAGUUUUAUUCACCUUAAUGUCUCAAAAUUCCCAAAGCAAUGCUGACAGCCAUUAGAUUUGCCAUACUUCCUGCGAGCGCUGUGGAUUUGCUGUUGCCGCAAGGAAAAGUGCCCUUUGAGCGCUGCUGACAGCAGGCCUGAGAGCCAGCUGUGUCGAUAGAAUUAAAACGGAAGUUUCCUCCUGUCCUUGGUAAUCAUUCGUUUCCUGGUUACACUGGAAGAAGAAGCCACUAUUUCAUGAUAAGCAUGGAGUAAUAUAUUUCAUUCUACGUAAGGAAAUUUAUCAGUGAAUAAAAUGAAUAAAGGAACUGUGUUUUUUGAAUUAGUAAACAGUACAUCUGUGACAAUCAUUUUAACAGUUUACUUGUAGUCUUUAAACAGUUUGCUAUUAUGGUGUGCUUCAAGAAGGCAAACAGAACACAAUUACAAGGUCGGAUCUGAAAGAAAUCUCUUUGUGCCAUAGCAGAAUUUACAAAGUUGAACCUGAUUAUAUUUUAUUUUCUAAUACAAGAUGUUCAGUGUGUCUUUAACAUUUAUAUU